Pan troglodytes (chimpanzee) is the source of this 11749-nucleotide messenger RNA. RefSeq names its product ASH1 like histone lysine methyltransferase (gene ASH1L). Lineage: Eukaryota; Metazoa; Chordata; Mammalia; Primates; Hominidae. The transcript has 29 exons. Gene Ontology annotation, molecular function: protein binding; histone H3K4 methyltransferase activity; chromatin binding. The coding region runs from base 295 to 9351 and encodes 3018 amino acids. The record is from RefSeq and is a predicted model, not a curated record. Gene Ontology annotation, biological process: regulation of DNA-templated transcription. Gene Ontology annotation, cellular component: nucleus; nucleoplasm.
ACAGCAGCGGUCCUGCUACUGCAAAGUAGGCUCAGGUCAACCGGCAGGAAACGACUCAACGCGCAGCCGCCGCGGCCUCCAACCACCGGUGGGCAGAGGGGCGCUAGGCAGUCCUCGAUCCGCUCGCCGCGAUCCGGCGGAGGAGGAGGAGCAGAGGGAGGCGAGCCGCAGCGCCGCGGCGAGGAGCCCAGGGAGAGAAAGAUGCUGGUUUCGAGUUUUGGAGAUCCUUGUUUUUUAUGGAACACAGUUCUGUAAAAUUUUCAUAAGAUUCCUUGGCAAUAACAUACGCUUGUGAUGGACCCUAGAAAUACUGCUAUGUUAGGAUUGGGUUCUGAUUCCGAAGGUUUUUCAAGAAAGAGUCCUUCUGCCAUCAGUACUGGCACAGUGGUCAGUAAGAGAGAAGUAGAGCUAGAAAAAAACACAAAGGAGGAAGAGGACCUUCGCAAACGGAAUCGAGAAAGAAACAUCGAAGCUGGGAAAGAUGAUGGUUUGACUGAUGCACAGCAACAGUUUUCAGUGAAAGAAACAAACUUUUCAGAGGGAAAUUUAAAAUUGAAAAUUGGCCUCCAGGCUAAGAGAACUAAAAAACCUCCAAAGAACUUGGAGAACUAUGUAUGUCGACCUGCCAUAAAAACAACUAUUAAGCACCCAAGGAAAGCACUUAAAAGUGGAAAGAUGACGGAUGAAAAGAAUGAACACUGUCCUUCAAAACGAGACCCUUCAAAGUUGUACAAGAAAGCAGAUGAUGUUGCAGCCAUUGAAUGCCAGUCUGAAGAAGUCAUCCAUCUUCAUUCACAGGGAGAAAACAAUCCUUUGUCUAAGAAGCUGUCUCCAGUACACUCAGAAAUGGCAGAUUAUAUUAAUGCAACACCAUCUACUCUUCUUGGUAGCCGGGAUCCUGAUUUAAAGGACAGAGCAUUACUUAAUGGAGGAACUAGUGUAACAGAAAAGUUGGCACAGCUGAUUGCUACCUGUCCUCCUUCCAAGUCUUCCAAGACAAAACCGAAGAAGUUAGGAACUGGCACUACGGCAGGAUUGGUUAGCAAGGAUUUGAUCAGGAAAGCAGGUGUUGGCUCUGUAGCUGGAAUAAUACAUAAGGACUUAAUAAAAAAGCCAACCAUCAGCACAGCAGUUGGAUUGGUAACUAAAGAUCCUGGGAAAAAGCCAGUGUUUAAUGCAGCAGUAGGAUUGGUCAAUAAGGACUCUGUGAAAAAACUGGGAACUGGCACUACAGCGGUAUUCAUUAAUAAAAACUUAGGCAAAAAGCCAGGAACUAUCACUACAGUAGGACUGCUAAGCAAAGAUUCAGGAAAGAAGCUAGGAAUUGGUAUUGUUCCAGGUUUAGUGCAUAAAGAGUCUGGCAAGAAGUUAGGACUUGGCACUGUGGUUGGACUGGUUAAUAAAGAUUUGGGAAAGAAAUUGGGUUCUACUGUUGGCCUAGUGGCCAAGGACUGUGCAAAGAAGAUUGUAGCAAGUUCAGCAAUGGGAUUGGUUAAUAAGGACAUUGGAAAGAAACUAGUGAGUUGUCCUUUGGCAGGUCUGAUCAGUAAAGAUGCCAUAAACCUUAAAGCCGAAGCACUGCUCCCCACUCAGGAACCACUUAAGGCUUCUUGUAGUACAAACAUCAAUAAUCAGGAAAGUCAGGAACUUUCUGAAUCCCUGAAAGAUAGUGCCACCAGCAAAACUUUUGAAAAGAAUGUUGUACGGCAGAAUAAAGAAAGCAUAUUGGAAAAGUUCUCAGUACGAAAAGAAAUCAUUAAUUUGGAGAAAGAAAUGUUUAAUGAAGGAACAUGCAUUCAGCAAGACAGUUUCUCAUCCAGUGAAAAGGGAUCUUAUGAAACCUCAAAGCAUGAAAAGCAGCCUCCUGUAUAUUGCACUUCUCCGGACUUUAAAAUGGGAGGUGCUUCUGAUGUAUCUACGGCUAAAUCCCCAUUCAGUGCAGUAGGAGAAAGCAAUCUCCCUUCCCCAUCACCUACUGUAUCUGUUAAUCCUUUAACCAGAAGUCCCCCUGAAACUUCUUCACAGUUGGCUCCUAAUCCGUUACUUUUAAGUUCUACUACAGAACUAAUCGAAGAAAUUUCUGAAUCUGUUGGAAAGAACCAGUUUACUUCUGAAAGUACCCACUUGAACGUUGGUCAUAGGUCAGUGGGUCAUAGUAUAAGUAUUGAAUGUAAAGGGAUUGAUAAAGAGGUAAAUGAUUCAAAAACUACCCAUAUAGAUAUUCCAAGAAUAAGCUCUUCCCUUGGAAAAAAGCCAAGUUUGACUUCUGAAUCCAGCAUUCAUACUAUUACUCCUUCAGUUGUUAACUUCACUAGUUUAUUUAGUAAUAAGCCUUUUUUAAAACUGGGUGCAGUAUCUGCAUCAGACAAACACUGCCAAGUUGCUGAAAGCCUAAGUACUAGUUUGCAGUCCAAACCAUUAAAAAAAAGAAAAGGAAGAAAACCUCGGUGGACUAAAGUGGUGGCAAGAAGCACAUGCCGGUCUCCAAAAGGGCUAGAAUUAGAAAGAUCAGAGCUUUUUAAAAACGUUUCAUGUAGCUCACUAUCAAAUAGUAAUUCUGAGCCAGCCAAGUUUAUGAAAAACAUUGGACCCCCUUCAUUUGUAGAUCAUGACUUCCUUAAACGCCGAUUGCCAAAGUUGAGCAAAUCCACAGCUCCAUCUCUUGCUCUCUUAGCUGAUAGUGAAAAACCAUCUCAUAAGUCUUUUGCUACUCACAAACUAUCCUCCAGUAUGUGUGUCUCUAGUGACCUUUUGUCUGAUAUUUAUAAGCCCAAAAGAGGAAGGCCUAAAUCUAAGGAGAUGCCUCAACUGGAAGGGCCACCUAAAAGGACUUUAAAAAUCCCUGCUUCUAAAGUGUUUUCUUUACAGUCUAAGGAAGAACAAGAACCCCCAAUUUUACAGCCAGAAAUUGAAAUCCCUUCCUUCAAACAAGGUCUGUCUGUGUCUCCUUUUCCAAAAAAGAGAGGCAGGCCUAAGAGGCAAAUGAGGUCACCAGUCAAGAUGAAGCCACCUGUACUGUCAGUGGCUCCAUUUGUUGCCACUGAAAGUCCAAGCAAGCUAGAAUCUGAAAGUGACAACCAUAGAAGUAGCAGUGAUUUCUUUGAGAGCGAGGAUCAACUUCAGGAUCCAGAUGACCUAGAUGACAGUCAUAGGCCAAGUGUCUGUAGUAUGAGUGACCUUGAGAUGGAACCAGAUAAAAAAAUUACCAAGAGAAACAAUGGACAAUUAAUGAAAACAAUUAUCCGCAAAAUAAAUAAAAUGAAGACUUUAAAGAGAAAGAAACUGUUGAAUCAGAUUCUUUCAAGUUCUGUAGAAUCAAGUAAUAAAGGGAAAGUGCAAUCCAAACUCCAUAAUACGGUAUCAAGUCUUGCUGCCACAUUUGGCUCUAAAUUGGGCCAACAGAUAAAUGUCAGCAAGAAAGGAACCAUUUAUAUAGGAAAGAGAAGAGGUCGCAAACCAAAAACUGUCUUAAAUGGUAUUCUUUCUGGUAGUCCUACUAGCCUUGCUGUUCUUGAGCAAACAGCUCAACAGGCAGCUGGGUCAGCAUUAGGACAGAUUCUUCCCCCAUUACUGCCUUCAUCUGCUAGUAGUUCUGAGAUUCUUCCAUCACCUAUUUGCUCUCAGUCUUCUGGGACUAGUGGAGGUCAGAGCCCUGUAAGUAGUGAUGCAGGUUUUGUUGAACCCAGUUCAGUGCCAUAUUUGCAUUUACACUCCAGACAGGGCAGUAUGAUUCAGACUCUUGCAAUGAAGAAGGCCUCAAAGGGGAGGAGGCGGUUAUCUCCUCCUACUUUGUUGCCAAAUUCUCCUUCGCACUUGAGUGAACUCACAUCUCUAAAAGAAGCUACUCCUUCCCCAAUCAGUGAGUCUCAUAGUGAUGAGACCAUUCCCAGUGAUAGUGGAAUUGGAACAGAUAAUAACAGCACAUCAGACAGGGCAGAGAAAUUUUGUGGGCAAAAAAAGAGGAGGCAUUCUUUUGAGCAUGUUUCUCUGAUUCCCCCUGAAACCUCUACAGUGCUAAGCAGUCUUAAAGAAAAACAUAAACACAAAUGUAAGCGCAGGAAUCAUGAUUACCUCAGCUAUGACAAGAUGAAAAGGCAGAAACGAAAACGGAAAAAGAAAUAUCCCCAGCUUCGAAAUAGACAGGAUCCAGACUUUAUUGCAGAGCUGGAGGAACUAAUAAGUCGCCUAAGUGAAAUUCGGAUCACUCAUCGAAGUCAUCAUUUUAUCCCCCGAGAUCUUCUGCCAACUAUCUUUCGAAUCAACUUUAAUAGUUUCUAUACACAUCCUUCUUUCCCCUUAGACCCUUUGCACUACAUUCGAAAACCUGACUUAAAAAAGAAAAGAGGGAGACCCCCUAAGAUGAGGGAGGCAAUGGCUGAAAUGCCUUUUAUGCACAGCCUUAGUUUUCCUCUUUCUAGUACUGGAUUCUAUCCAUCUUAUGGUAUGCCUUACUCUCCUUCACCCCUUACAGCUGCUCCCAUAGGAUUAGGUUACUAUGGAAGGUAUCCUCCCACUCUUUAUCCACCUCCUCCAUCUCCUUCUUUCACCACGCCACUUCCACCUCCUUCCUAUAUGCAUGCUGGUCAUUUACUUCUCAAUCCUGCCAAAUACCAUAAGAAAAAGCAUAAGCUACUUCGACAGGAGGCCUUUCUUACAACCAGCAGGACUCCCCUCCUUUCCAUGAGUACCUACCCCAGUGUUCCUCCUGAGAUGGCCUAUGGUUGGAUGGUUGAGCACAAACACAGGCACCGUCACAAACACAGAGAACACCGUUCUUCUGAACAACCCCAGGUUUCUAUGGACACUGGCUCUUCCCGAUCUGUCCUGGAAUCUUUGAAGCGCUAUAGAUUUGGAAAGGAUGCUGUUGGAGAGCGAUAUAAGCAUAAGGAAAAGCACCGUUGUCACAUGUCCUGCCCUCAUCUCUCUCCUUCAAAAAGCUUAAUAAACAGAGAGGAACAGUGGGUCCACCGAGAGCCUUCAGAAUCUAGUCCAUUGGCCUUGGGAUUGCAGACACCUUUACAGAUUGACUGUUCAGAAAGUUCUCCAAGCUUAUCCCUUGGAGGAUUCACUCCCAACUCUGAGCCAGCCAGCAGUGAUGAACAUACAAACCUUUUCACAAGUGCAAUAGGCAGCUGCAGAGUUUCAAACCCUAACUCCAGUGGCCGGAAGAAAUUAACUGACAGCCCUGGACUCUUUUCUGCACAGGACACUUCACUAAAUCGGCUUCACAGAAAGGAGUCACUGCCUUCUAACGAAAGGGCAGUACAGACUUUGGCAGUUUCUCAGGAAUUGCUGCCAAUAAUGCUGCCAAUAAUGAUCUCCAUGGAUCUGACCCCCAUUCCAUCUCCCACUGCCUCUGAAGCUCCAGAUGUCACCAAAAGAAGGAGCUUUGAAGAAAGUGCUUGUACCCUCUUUUUACCCUCAGGCUCCCAGCCAACCUCUGAUAAACCCUCCCAGCGGCCAUCAGAGAGCACAAAUUGUAGCCCUACCCGGAAAAGGUCUUCAUCUGAGAGUACUUCUUCAACAGUAAACGGAGUUCCCUCUCGAAGUCCAAGAUUAGUUGCUUCUGGGGAUGACUCUGUGGAUAGUCUGCUGCAGCGGAUGGUACAAAAUGAGGACCAAGAGCCCAUGGAGAAAAGUAUUGAUGCUGUGAUUGCAACUGCCUCUGCACCACCUUCUUCCAGUCCAGGCCGUAGCCACAGCAAGGACCGAACCCUGGGAAAACCAGACAGCCUUUUAGUGCCUGCAGUCGCAAGUGACUCUUGCAAUAAUAGCAUCUCACUCCUAUCUGAAAAGUUGACAAGCAGCUGUUCCCCGCAUCAUAUCAAGAGAAGUGUAGUGGAAGCUAUGCAACGCCAAGCUCGGAAAAUGUGCAAUUACGACAAAAUCUUGGCCACAAAGAAAAACCUAGACCAUGUCAAUAAAAUCUUAAAAGCCAAAAAACUUCAAAGGCAGGCCAGGACAGGGAAUAACUUUGUGAAACGUAGGCCAGGUCGACCUCGGAAAUGUCCCCUUCAGGCUGUCGUAUCAAUGCAAGCAUUCCAGGCUGCUCAGUUUGUCAACCCAGAAUUGAACAGAGGCGAGGAAGGAGCAGCACUGCACCUCAGUCCUGACACAGUUACAGAUGUAAUUGAGGCUGUUGUUCAGAGUGUAAAUCUGAACCCAGAACAUAAAAAGGGGUUGAAGAGAAAAGGUUGGCUAUUGGAAGAACAGACCAGAAAAAAGCAGAAGCCAUUACCAGAGGAAGAAGAGCAAGAGAAUAAUAAAAGCUUUAAUGAAGCACCAGUUGAGAUUCCCAGUCCUUCUGAAACCCCAGCUAAACCUUCUGAACCUGAAAGUACCUUGCAGCCUGUGCUUUCUCUCAUCCCAAGGGAAAAGAAGCCCCCACGUCCCCCAAAGAAGAAGUAUCAGAAAGCAGGGCUGUAUUCUGACGUUUACAAAACUACAGACCCAAAGAGUCGAUUGAUCCAAUUAAAGAAAGAGAAGCUGGAGUAUACUCCAGGAGAGCAUGAAUAUGGAUUAUUUCCAGCGCCCAUUCAUGUUGGAAAGUAUCUAAGACAAAAGAGAAUUGACUUCCAGCUUCCUUAUGAUAUCCUUUGGCAGUGGAAACACAAUCAGCUAUACAAAAAGCCAGAUGUCCCACUAUAUAAGAAAAUUCGUUCAAAUGUUUACGUUGAUGUCAAACCCCUUUCUGGUUACGAAGCUACCACCUGUAACUGUAAGAAGCCAGAUGAUGACACCAGGAAGGGCUGUGUUGAUGACUGCCUCAAUAGAAUGAUCUUUGCUGAGUGUUCCCCCAACACUUGCCCAUGUGGCGAGCAAUGCUGUAACCAGAGGAUACAGAGGCAUGAAUGGGUGCAAUGUCUAGAACGAUUUCGAGCUGAGGAAAAAGGCUGGGGAAUCAGAACCAAAGAGCCCCUAAAAGCUGGGCAGUUCAUCAUUGAAUACCUAGGGGAAGUCGUCAGCGAACAGGAGUUCAGGAACAGGAUGAUUGAGCAGUAUCAUAAUCACAGUGACCACUACUGCCUGAACCUGGAUAGUGGGAUGGUGAUUGACAGUUACCGCAUGGGAAAUGAGGCCCGAUUCAUCAACCAUAGCUGUGACCCAAAUUGUGAAAUGCAGAAAUGGUCUGUUAAUGGAGUAUACCGGAUUGGACUCUAUGCUCUUAAAGACAUGCCAGCUGGGACUGAACUCACUUAUGAUUAUAACUUUCAUUCCUUCAAUGUGGAAAAACAGCAACUUUGUAAGUGUGGCUUUGAGAAAUGUCGAGGAAUCAUCGGAGGCAAGAGUCAGCGUGUGAAUGGACUCACCAGCAGCAAAAACAGCCAGCCCAUGGCCACACACAAAAAAUCUGGACGGUCAAAAGAGAAGAGAAAGUCUAAGCACAAGCUGAAGAAAAGGAGAGGCCAUCUCUCUGAGGAACCCAGUGAAAAUAUCAACACCCCAACUAGAUUGACCCCCCAAUUACAGAUGAAGCCAAUGUCCAAUCGUGAAAGGAACUUUGUGUUAAAGCAUCAUGUAUUCUUGGUCCGAAACUGGGAGAAGAUUCGUCAAAAACAGGAGGAAGUAAAGCACACCAGUGAUAAUAUUCACUCAGCAUCAUUAUAUACCCGUUGGAAUGGGAUCUGCCGAGAUGAUGGGAAUAUCAAGUCUGAUGUCUUCAUGACCCAGUUCUCUGCCCUGCAGACAGCUCGAUCUGUUCGAACAAGACGGUUGGCAGCUGCAGAGGAAAAUAUUGAAGUGGCUCGGGCAGCCCGCCUAGCCCAGAUCUUCAAAGAAAUUUGUGAUGGUAUCAUCUCUUAUAAAGAUUCUUCCCGGCAAGCACUGGCAGCUCCACUUUUGAACCUUCCCCCAAAGAAAAAGAAUGCUGAUUAUUAUGAGAAGAUCUCUGAUCCCCUAGAUCUUAUCACCAUAGAGAAGCAGAUCCUCACUGGUUACUAUAAGACAGUGGAAGCUUUUGAUGCUGACAUGCUCAAAGUCUUUCGGAAUGCUGAGAAGUACUAUGGGCGUAAAUCCCCAGUUGGGAGAGAUGUUUGCCGUCUACGAAAGGCCUAUUACAAUGCCCGGCAUGAGGCAUCAGCCCAGAUUGAUGAGAUUGUGGGAGAGACAGCAAGUGAGGCAGACAGCAGUGAGACCUCAGUCUCUGAAAAGGAGAAUGGGCAUGAGAAGGAUGACGAUGUUAUUCGCUGUAUCUGUGGCCUCUACAAGGAUGAAGGUCUCAUGAUCCAGUGUGACAAGUGCAUGGUAUGGCAGCACUGUGAUUGUAUGGGAGUGAACUCAGAUGUGGAGCACUACCUUUGUGAGCAGUGUGACCCAAGGCCUGUGGACAGGGAGGUUCCCAUGAUCCCUCGGCCCCACUAUGCCCAACCUGGCUGUGUCUACUUCAUCUGUUUGCUCCGAGAUGACUUGCUGCUUCGUCAGGGUGACUGUGUGUAUCUGAUGAGGGAUAGUCGGCGCACCCCUGAUGGCCACCCGGUCCGUCAGUCCUAUCGACUGUUAUCUCACAUUAACCGAGAUAAACUUGACAUCUUUCGCAUUGAGAAGCUUUGGAAGAAUGAAAAAGAGGAACGGUUUGCCUUUGGUCACCAUUAUUUCCGUCCCCACGAAACACACCACUCUCCAUCCCGUCGGUUCUAUCAUAAUGAACUAUUUCGGGUGCCACUCUAUGAGAUCAUUCCCUUGGAGGCUGUAGUGGGGACCUGCUGUGUGUUGGACCUUUAUACGUAUUGUAAAGGGAGACCCAAAGGAGUAAAGGAGCAAGAUGUGUACAUCUGUGAUUAUCGGCUUGACAAGUCAGCACACCUGUUUUACAAGAUCCACCGGAACCGCUAUCCUGUCUGCACCAAACCCUAUGCUUUUGAUCACUUCCCCAAGAAGCUCACUCCCAAAAAAGAUUUCUCGCCUCAUUACGUCCCAGACAACUACAAGAGGAAUGGAGGACGAUAUCCUUCUGGCAGAUCAUCCUGGAAGUCUGAGCGCUCAAAGCCACCCCUAAAAGACUUGGGCCAGGAGGAUGAUGCUCUACCCUUGAUUGAAGAGGUUCUGGCCAGUCAAGAGCAAGCAGCCAAUGAGAUAUCCAGCCUGGAGGAGCCAGAACGGGAAGGGGCCACUGCUAACGUCAGUGAGGGUGAAAAAAAAACAGAGGAAAGUAGUCAAGAACCCCAGUCAACCUGUACCCCUGAGGAACGACGGCAUAACCAACGGGAACGACUCAACCAGAUCUUGCUCAAUCUCCUUGAAAAAAUCCCUGGAAAAAAUGCCAUUGAUGUGACCUACUUGCUGGAGGAAGGAUCAGGCAGGAAACUGCGAAGGCGUACUUUGUUUAUCCCAGAAAACAGCUUUCGAAAGUGACCCUCAAAGAAUGAGAACCUCAAGCAUCUGGGAUCCAGUGGAGCUAAUCAGUCCUGCCUCCUGCUCUCUGGGUAUAGACAGGGGUGGGAAGGGUCCAUCUGGGCAAGGGGAAUGGGGCCAUGUUGUUGACAUUAGGUACUUAAUAAGCCUUGGAGCUAGUGGAGAGGGAGAGGAAAGGGUUCUGUCCAAGACAGUUCAGGUUAAUUAAUUUUCCUCUCCAUUGCUUCACCUUAAGGGUUAAUAACGUAGAGAGGAGGGAGGACCACAUUGAUGACCAGAACCUACUGGUACUUUAUAGCAUUUGCCCCACCCCACAGCUUAGGUUUUUCUGUCAUCCUCAGAUCCCACAGGCAUUGCGAAGAAGCUGCUUCCUAUACCCAGGUAUAACUCAAAAUCCAAAGGGAUAGGGCCAGGAUCCCUAUUCCUACCCCAUCUAUUCUCUGUUGGCUCCAAGAGCUACCCCAGAGACCUUAAACAGAAACAGUAGCUGAGGCUUCUUCCUAGAUACCUGACUAGGGAAGUUUGUCUCUCCUUUCUUGCCCAACCAGGUCAAAGUAAAAUGUGAGUUGACAGCUCAAAGCACUUGUAACUGCUGCCCCCUCCCUACCUCUACUCCCCAAAAUGGAAUCAUGGGAUAGGGAAGGCCCCCAUGGGGUCAGAAGGGCACGGUAGUUCUUGCAAUUAUUUUUGUUUUACCCUUCAUAACCUGUCAAACAUAUUUUUUUCUAAUGAGAAAGCCAGGCCCCCGCCAGCACACAUGCUGUUUUUAAUGGCUGUAGUUCUUGUGUGUCUGCUGUGCUGUGCAAAUGGAGAUUCAGUUCAAAAUAAAAUCAUUUAAAAACCUACAUAAAAAGAACUCUAAACCCACCCCUGCAACAAAAGUCACUACAUAAACUGUUCAGCAGUAUUCACCUAUCAGAGUAUUUGUUGUGAGUAUAGAUUAUCAAUUGAAAACACUACUCUUGUUUUCUUAAUUGUACAGUUUUCAAUGUCCCUUUCUUAAAGAGACAGUGUAUUUCUCUUCACCCCUAGCCCAUCUUCCCUCACCCUCCUGAAUGACAUCAGGAGGUAUAUCCAGGGUGUCUCCUUCCUUCCUACUCUCUUGACCAGAAGUUAACAGACUAUACUGUCUCUUUAAAAAUAAAAUUUAAAAAGCUUUGUUGUCUUUUCAGACAUACAUAUGCAUAUAUGUUUUAGAUGUUCUUAUAAGAGAAAAGAUGGUUUUUAAAUGUGCCAAGUUGUGUGUGUGUGUGUAUAUAUAUAUGUGUGUAUGUGUGUGUAUAUAUAUGUGUGUGUGUGUGUAUAUAUAUAUAUACACACACACACACACCUGCUGUGUGAUUGGUAAGCAAUACAAUAGUAAACAUGUCCCCAUUACUUUUUUCUAAUAUUGGACCAAUGCUGUCCUAAUUGUACAUUUCCUCUUAUGGUGACGAUGCUCUGACUCGUUUAGGUAGACACAUUGACCACCUUCCAUUCCAUUAAAUAUUUUUUCCUUUUUCCCCUUUCUGUGUCAUUCUUGAGGAAAAAACAAAAGAGAGAGGGGAUGCCAAUGAUCCCCUUGAGCAGAGAAAAAAGCAAAAUAAAUAUUUUAUUAAAGAAAAAAGAGAAUUAAGAAAAUAGUUUGGAGUAUUUUCUUACUGUAGAGAAGCACUGUACAUUACUAAGAGACCUGGGUAUAAGAUACUCACAUGUGGAGCUGGAAAAAUCGCAUGUCCAAGCCCGUUUGAGUGGUUUCUUUUGUUUUUCAUUGCAGGGAGUGGGUGGGAGGGAGGUGGGACUAGGGGCACUUUGGGGGUCUCCUUUUAGUCAAAAGCGAGAAAAUGACAAGAAAGAGAUUAAAAUUCAAUGUUUCCUUUAUAGUGUUAAACACUAAAAUUUUAAAAAAGAUGAAAAAGAAAAAAAAACUUUGUAAAAUGCGAGAACAGAAGCAAAAGACACUACGCUCUGUCAUUUUAUCUUUCUUUUGUUGAAAGACUAAAAAAAAACUGAAAUGUUUUUUAGACAAUCAAAUGUUAGGUAAGUGCAAAAACUUGUUUUUUCUUACUGGUGUAGAAAUUAAUGCCUUUUUUUAUUUUUCAGUUAUUUUAUAAUAACGAAAUAAAAAGAACCCCCCAGCUGCCAGGCGGGUUUUGGUGUUUGAAAUGCGGGGCAAAGCACUACAUCACUGCAAAUAGAUACAGAGUUAGUCUGCAUGUCUGUAGGCUGUGUGAUUGCGGAAAAUAUAAAUGCUGCUAAUAUAUUUCCUUUUUACAAAAGCAUAUCUAAAUAGAUGAUUGUUUUGAUGUUAAUCUUUGUAAAUUAUGUAUUACCAAUUUUAACAUUGGAUGUAAUUGCAUACAAAGCUUGCAUCUCAAUCCUUGAAAGUCUAGUAUUAAAUGGAAAAAACUUUUCCUAA